Dictyostelium purpureum is the source of this 1822-nucleotide messenger RNA. RefSeq lists its product as uncharacterized. The record is from RefSeq and is a predicted model, not a curated record. The transcript has 5 exons. The coding region runs from base 1 to 1710 and encodes 569 amino acids. Lineage: Eukaryota; Evosea; Eumycetozoa; Dictyosteliales; Dictyosteliaceae.
AUGAUUAAAAAACCUAAAAAUUAUUUAUUCAUCCUUUUAUUAUCAAUAGCAAUAUCACCAAUUUUUGGUUUAGAUUGCGAAAGUUUAAAUGAUUCUCAAUGUAAAUCAAAUAGUAGUUGCCACUAUUUCCCUUUUGUAUCAUGCUGCGGUACUUCAAAGUUUUUUUGUGUAAAUAAGCAACAAAGUUGUUCAAGUACAGAGUUAACUUGUGGUAAAAAUACAAAGUCAGGGGAAAUAUUCGAAUUUUGGACACAAUGUAAACCAACAAAGGAUUUUGUAGACUACCACCCACCAAACAAUACAUGUGGUUCUUUAGAUUGCGAGUCUAGUGGUUUAUUAUGUAAAUGGAUCGAACCAAAAUGCUAUGGCACCAGUUGUUGUGGACGUUAUCCAGCAUGUGUCAAUAAAGAUGGUAGUGAAAUUGAUGUCUCAAACAAUAAUAAUAAAUAUUACUACAAUGAUGCAGAUAAUCACGAUAAUAGUAAAAAUAAUCAUAAUAAUGGUGAAACUCAUAAGGAUCAUAAACAUCACCCACAUCAUAAAAAUCAUCAGCAUGACAAGGGUGACAACCACCCACAUCAUCACAAGAAUCACCAUACAUACCAUGAUGAUAUUAAACCAAACGAAAAAACAUUUGUUGAAGAAAACGAAUCUUUUGAUUGUGAAACUUUAAAUAAUGACCAAGAAAAAUGCCAGUUUUUAUAUCCUAAUUGUAAAUGGCUAACAUUCCAAGGUUGUUGCGGUAAACAAGUUUCAAUUUGUGCAAAUGAUCUAACUAAUCAUUGUUAUGAUAAUGAUUUAAGUUGUGUUAUAGAAGAUGGAACAAAUGAUAUUUAUGAAGUAUGGAGUAUUUGCAAACCUCAAAAAGGUUUUAAAAAAUAUAAUAGAUCUAAUGCCACAAGUUGUUCUGAAUUAAAUUGUGAAAGUAAAGGUAUGACUUGUGAUUGGGUACAAUCUACAAAAUGUAUUGGAACAUCUUGUUGCCAAAAAUCACCACAAUGUUUACCAUUGCAAGGCAGUGAUAAUAACAAUCACAAUAAUGAUGAAAAUGGUAGUAGAAACAGUAAUAGCACUAACAGUGAUUCUAAUAGAAACAGCGGUUCUAAUAGCAGUGGUGCCUCUAGUAGCAGUAGUGCAGCCAAUAGUAAUAAUAGAAGCAACAGUAAUAAUAGUAGCAGCGGCAACAUUAAUAGCAAUGGUAGCAAGAACAGCAGUAGCAGUAGUAAUAGUAGCGACAGCAUCAGUGGUAGUAACAGCAAAAACAGCAGUAGCAGCGAUAACAGCAAUAGCAGUGAUAACAGCAAAGGCAACAGUAAUAGUAGUGUUAGUAACAAUAGAAGUCAAAGUAGCUCAUCAGCCUCAAAAUCCAGUUCAUUGAAAGGAUCAUCCUCAUCCUCUAGUGAUAGUAAUAAUUCAUCAGAUUCUAAAUCAUCUAGCUCAGAAUCAAAAGGUUCAUCAUCGUCAUCAUCUCCAGCCAAAUCUGCCCCACCCUCACCACCAAGACCAGCAUCAUUUGCAUCAUUGCAAAAUAAUCAAGUUAAUCAACUAAGAGAUGAAGAUGGCAAUUUCGAUGCUUUAAAGAAUGAUAAUUUUGAAAUGUUCGAGGAAGAAGAUUUAUGGAAUGAUAUGGAUUGGUACAGAAAACCAGAUCAAUUAAAAAAUGUAGUUGACGAAGAAGAACAGUUCAAAAUUACUCGUAAAGAUAACUAAUAAAUUAAAAUAUUUAAAAUUUAAUAUUUACUAUUAAAAAUAUUUUUUAAAAUGUAGAAAAUAAAAAUUAGUAAAGUUAUAAAUUUAUUUAUAAAAUUAUUUAUAAAACAAC